AACAUUAGGAAACCUCUAAUGUGAAUUCCAAAUGAAUUUCCGAGCUGUCAAAAUGAACAUUUGGAAUUUGGCGCAAAAAGUGUGACAUUUCACAAAAAAAGGGUGCGAAGUUUUUUGUAUAUGUUCCAAACAUUUUGUCAGUAGGGCUUUAGCUGGUAUGAAUUUCAAACCUCUGAAUACUCGGCAUAACAUAAUAAAUUGAAUUAUUUUGACUGAAUGAAACAUACGCAGUGUUGUUCCAAAUCGUAUACUCGCGUUGGGAAGAAUAAGAAUUUGUGUGUGUAUUGUAAUCCCGGCAUUUCAAAUUUCUACUUUCCACAUUCAUUAACACACCGUUAAAAGAGAUACACAGAAUAUAAAGUGUGUUAACAAAUAGAACAAACGGUGAGAGCGCACGCAGUGAGUGCGGUGAUAUUUUAAACGGUUAAAUAAUUUCGCCUCGAUAUGUGUAGCGCGUCCAAAAUCACCAUAUAUCACGGCUGUGCACGCUCGUUCACAACACCGAAUGAAGUGGACUGUAUUUGUUGAUGUGUGGUAUUUGAAUUUUGUAUGUGAUUUGUGUUGUGUUGUGUUUUACUGCUCACGGCGCAUAACUACUCCAAGAGAUUUCACGUUUUUGAUUUCAGUAUUAAGUUAACUAUCGUACGAAGACGAAGCAAUAAAUUCCUUUUUGACAUUCAUAACAUUCAGUCGGUGGAUUGGUUUUAGUUUUCGUUGAUUUUUGAAUAGGAAGUACUAUUGGAAUUUGGCUGGCAGUUCAUUAGUUCAUUAUUUAUCAUAAUUUGUUUGUGUGCCGUUGGUGAUCGAUCAACAAUAACAGCAACAGCAAUUGUAAUUAUUAAAUUCGUUUGAACAUUGUGUGAAUUACCGUGAUAUUUGUGGUGUAUUGUUAAAAAGAUGACAUCGAUCAAAUUAACUGACCUAUUUUCGUUUGCCUGGUCGUAUACCAAUUCACGUGUCGUCGAUUAUUAUCGCCACUAUUUUAGUGAAGUGUGUACGGUUACAACAAAGUCUGGCCCAGUGAAAGGUUUUAAGAUCGCAUCAGCUUUUGAUUAUCGUUACAUCAACUUCAUUGGCAUUCCAUAUGCAAAGCCACCUGUUGGUGAGCUUCGGUUCAAGGAUCCGCAACCGUUUGAACCGUCCACGGAAAUAAUAAAUCAGCAAUUUGGUCGUGGUGGAUCGUUAGCAUGUCAGGCCGAUUUAAUAUCACAGCGUUCAAUUGGAAAUGAGAAUUGUCUACAUUUGUCGGUGUAUACCAGAGAUAUAAAGCCGCAAACACUGAAACCGGUGAUGGUGUGGAUUCAUGGUGGUGCCUUCAUUUUGGGCUCCAACUCAAAAGAUUUUUAUAAUCCAGAAUUUUUGCUGCGCAAAGAUGUCGUCCUAAUUGCAGUCAAUUAUCGUCUCGGUGCUUUCGGAUUUUCAUCGUUCAAAGACCCAGAACUGGGGAUUCCAGGAAAUGCCGGUCUUAAAGAUCAAACGAUGGCGUUGAAAUGGGUCAAGGAGAACUGUAUGCAUUUUGGUGGCGAUCCAAAAAAUAUCACAAUUUUCGGCGAGAGUGCCGGUUCGGCUUCGGUAUCGUUGCAUCUUAUUUCCGAUAUGUCGAAAGGAUUAUUCCAUAAGGCGAUUCUGAUGUCAGGCACUGCAUAUGCACCAUGGGCGCUGUCGCCAGUCAAGGAUUGGACGCAGAGAAUUGCUAAGAAACUCGGUUGGAAUGGUGAGGGGGGAGAGAAAGCUUGUGCGAAUGUCCUUCAGCGAGCAUCCCACGAUGCAAUCAUCAAAGUACAAGAAUCCACAUUGACCUUGGAAGAUCGUAAAAAAUACAUUCUAUGUCCAUUCGGGCCAGUUGUUGAACCAUACGAGUCAGCACAAUGCUUUUUGAAAAAGGACCCCAAGGAAUUGGCGCAGAUCGCUUGGAGCAAAGAUGUUCCAAUGAUUAUGGGAACUUGUUCGGAAGAAGGACUUUUGUUCUAUAAAAUGACGAUGAAAAAGCCAAGCCUGUUGCAAAAACUUAAAUUGGAGUAUACGUUACCGUUCCACGAAUUGGACGUCGACUUUGAUAGUGAUCAAGCGCGUGAGAUGGGAAAACAAUUGAAAAAAUUCUACUUUGGAUAUUCGGCGAUCAGCGUUGAAACCAUUUUUGUUUACCUAAUGAUAUUGAACGACAAAUUGUUUGCACAUCCAACGCAUCGUUUGAUAUUAGCACGAACGAAGAGUCAAAGUGCCCCAACCUAUUUACUGAGAUUCAAUUUCGAUUCAACAUAUAGUUUAACGAAAAAAAUAUUUGCUGGUCGAAAUAUUCCAGGUGUAUGUCAUGCGGACGAUUGUUCAUACUAUUUCCGGUCGGUGUUUGCGGGUUCAGAUCCAGCCUGUAAUUCAACGGAAUGGAAAACAAUGGAACGAAUGACGGAAACGUUCACCACGUUUGCACGAACUGGCGACCCGAACAACGAAACCAUUGCGCCGAUACAGUGGAAGCCAGUUUCAUUGGACGCUAGUGAUAAAAAUGUAAAUAAGUACAAGUGCUUAAACAUAUCCACAGACGUGAGCUACAUCGACUGGCCCGAAUUGGAUCGAAUGCAGUAUUGGGAUCACAUUUACAAAAAAUUUAACCGAAGUGUGGUCUGAAAAAUCCACCUAUUGAAUUUUUUUUUUUAAUUUUCAUUUAUACUUAUUUGGUUUUAAGUAAGCAUAGAGCAAAAGAUGAUUUUUACUUGCCUCUUCAAUACUUUCUCCCAAUGUACUGCUAACGAUUUAAGUUUAUGUGUUCUGGGAAAUGCUUACCCAAGGUUUAAAAUACAUGGUUUCCUUUUUUUUAUAAUUCUUUCAACAUGAAACUCUAAAAAAAACGUACCCUUUUUACGAGGUCCUAAUUAGAGCGUGGUAAUUUAUUCUUAAAUAUAUCUAUCUAUCUUUGUCCUUUUUGAUGAACGUUUUUUUUACACAUUUGUAAUAAAUUUAGACAAAUCCUUUUUCUUUUUGUUGGUAGUAAAUUGUUCUCUUGUUACAAAAAUAAAAA
Messenger RNA from Sitodiplosis mosellana (orange wheat blossom midge), 3016 nucleotides. RefSeq names its product esterase B1-like. The transcript is spliced from 8 exons. The record is from RefSeq and is a predicted model, not a curated record. Bases 898 to 2625 code for a protein of 575 amino acids. Lineage: Eukaryota; Metazoa; Arthropoda; Insecta; Diptera; Cecidomyiidae.